CUCAAACACUGCAUUCCGAUUGACGUUUUCGGUAUGUUAUGAUCGCUUCCCAAUGACCCCUCAUCUGGAAGGGGCGUUAUUCACAUGGCUCCGCAAGGCAGCACACGACCCGUCGCUUUUACAGUACAGCUAAUGAAUUGUCUCAGGUGCUAUAUUUAACGUUCCUCCUAUAUUAGGGGGGACGGGCUCGCACAGUCGCGGCGUGUGUCUGUGGAGAGAACGGUCUGCUCCGGAGACUGUCAGCUGUUGGACUCGCGGCAACGCCACGAUGAAGCCCAUCGAAGGGAACAACGUAGAGGAUGGGGAGGUGACUGAGAGGACAGAAAGAAAAGCCUGGUUCCGGGAAAAGACGAUCAGUAUCAACAGGGUCAAGGUCGUCAUCUUCGAGGCACCGUUUGAUGCCAAGAAGGAAGACGAGGUGGACAACACGGGAAUGCGAGUAUGGCCGGCCGCGCAGGUGCUGGCCCUGUACGUCCUGAACCACCCGGAGACGACGCGGAAGUGUGAGGGGAUCCUGGAGCUGGGUGCCGGGGCGGGCGUGACCGGCCUGCUGGUGGCCAAGUCCUGCGGGCGCCCGGCCGGUGUCGUCAUCACUGACGGGGAACAUCACGUCCUGGACCUCACCCGCAGGAACAUAGAGGCAAACUUCAAAGAGGACGGCCGCCCGACGUGUGAAUACCUGAGAUGGGGGGAGAACGUGGACGAGUUCAAGGACAGGUUCGGGACCUUUGACCUCAUCAUGGCGACGGACGUUCUGUACUGCCCCGAGGCGCUGGAACCUUUCUUCAUGACCGCCAAGCAGCUGUUGUCUUCCAAGCCUUCGGCCCAGCUGUUAGUCUCUCACACGAACCGAAGCUACGUCCCCCACUACAAGGUGCGGAAGGCGGGGUCCACCUGCGGGUUCAAGGUGACGGACAUCCCGCUGCAGUCCAUCCCGGGCUGCGCUGAGAUGAGCCGAGCCACCGCCGCGGACCCCAGACACCCCAUGCUGCAGAGGAUGCAAGUCUUCAGAUUCACGCUGAAGGCGUCGGUCAUUAAGGGCGACCCGUCUCCGUAAAUAACGUUUCGCUAGCAGCUAGCCUAG
This is a messenger RNA of Branchiostoma belcheri (Belcher's lancelet), 1084 nucleotides long. Its product is annotated as protein-lysine N-methyltransferase EEF2KMT-like. Gene Ontology annotation, cellular component: cytoplasm; nucleus. The coding region runs from base 269 to 1057 and encodes 262 amino acids. The transcript has 6 exons. Lineage: Eukaryota; Metazoa; Chordata; Leptocardii; Amphioxiformes; Branchiostomatidae. The record is from RefSeq and is a predicted model, not a curated record.